GAGAUGAAUUGAACUUUCGUGAACAACAAAUGUCACAUUGAUAGAUCCUUUUUAAAUUGGGUGCGUGAUAUCUUGAAAUAGCUAUCUCGGCUUUUGCAUUUUCCCUCCUCUCGCUCGCUUGAGCAUUCAUUCGUUCAUGGUGUCUAUAAAGCCGCAGCCUCCAACUUUGCUCCAGAAGGCCAUGACCUUGAUCCAAGACUCCACUAGCCUCUCCCACCUCCUCCAGAUCCUCCCGCUUCUCUCCAAGACCUCUCUCGACCGCCACCCCUUCGUCGCCGCCAAGUUCCUUCGCCGAUGCUUCUCCCUCCCUUCCCCUGAUUCCUUCUACAUCGCCCGCUCCAUCUUCGAUCACGUUCCUGCGCCCGACGCCUUUCUCUGGAACACCUUCAUCCGCUUUCACUUGCAGAGGGGGAACCACGCGGAGUCCCUCGGCUUACUCCGGAGAAUGAGGCUCUGUGAAAGCGUAGCACUCGAUACCUUCGGCCUUUCGUUGGCUCUCCAGGCGUGUGGUGGGUUGGGCUCUUUUACAAUCGGUGAGACGCUGCACUCCCUCGUCGUUAAGCUGGGAUUUGUGCUCGAUGUGUUUGUCCAGACUGCUCUGGUCGAUAUGUAUGGAAAAGUUGGCGCCGUCGUCCACGCGAGGAAUGUGUUCGAUGAAAUGGACGUCCGAGAUUUGGUUUCUUACAACGUCAUGCUGGGGAUGUAUGUUGCCGGUAGCUAUAUUAAUGAAGCCCGUAAACUGUUUGAUGAAAUGCCCAUGAGAGACCUGGUCACCAUGAAUACCAUGAUACAUGGCUAUGCUAAGACCGGCGACCUUGUGGCUGCACAAGAGAUCUUUGAUGGAACUAGUGAGAGGGAUUUAUUGUCAUGGAGCUCAAUGAUUUCCGGGUACGCGCAAAGCAGGCAGUCUAGCAAUGCAUUGAGGUUAUUCCAUGAGAUGCAGCUUGCAAAUGUGGUGCCGGAUGAGGUGACAAUGGGGAGCGUCCUGUCUGCUUGUGGGGACACAGGAGCAUUAAGCAUGGGCAGGGCAAUGCACAGGCUUAUUGACAAGAAGAGACUGAGUCUAGAUCUAAGACUUGGGACUGCUCUAGUUGAUAUGUAUGCCAAGUGUGGAGACAUUGAGACUUCUCGAAACAUUUUCAGUGAGUUGAAUGAGAAGGAUGUUAUUACAUGGAGUUCAAUGAUUUUAGGUCUUGCAAAUCAUGGACACGGAAAGGUCGCCAUCGAUCUAUUUUCAGACAUGAUAUCACAAGGAAUUCAACCAAAUGAGAUAACUUUUGUUGGGGUUUUAAGCGCAUGUGGACACAUUGGUCUUGUGACUGAAGGUUGGGCUCAUUUUAACUCUAUGGAGGGUGUGUAUUGUGUUUUGCCUAAGAUUGAACACUACGGAUGCAUGGUUGACCUACUGGGAAGGGCAGGACAACUCGAGGAAGCCAUAGGAGUCAUAAAAGACAUGCCAUUCAAACCAGAUGCUGUCAUUUGGAGGGCACUUCUCAAUGCAUGUCGAAUUCACAAAAAUGUGGAACUAGCUGAAGAAGCUACCAAGAACCUUGUGCUUUUGGAUCCAUAUGUGGAUGGACAUUAUGUGCUUCUAUCAAACAUAUAUGCACAGGCCAAUAUGUGGGAUGGCGUCAGUAGGAUUAGAAAAUUGCUGCGAAGCAAAUGCAUCAAAAGGAUUCCUGGGAGCAGUUCGAUCGAGGUUGACAACACAGUUUUUGAGUUUGUAUCUGGUGAUGCGUCUCACCCACAGUCUAAAGAAAUUAAUGAAAUGGUUGAUGAAAUGAUGAAUAAGCUGAAAAUGGCUGGUUACUGUCCCAUUACAUCCUUGGUUUUGCAAGACAUCGAUGAACCUUUGAAAGAGUCUUCACUGGCUCGGCACAGUGAGAAGCUAGCAAUAGCAUUUGGCCUUCUGAGCUUGCCGCCUAAGUCCACAAUUCGAAUAUUUAAGAAUCUCCGUGUGUGUGAAGAUUGCCAUUUGGCGAUCAAGUUUGUUUCCUUGGUAUAUGAUAGGCAAUUGAUUGUAAGGGACCGAAAUAGAUUCCACCAUUUUUGGGGAGGGGAGUGCUCUUGCAAGGACUACUGGUGAAACUUUUUCAAGUUUUUAGGUUCUUCCAAUGUACAUUGUAAUAUGUACUAUAAUCCUUGU
Molecule: messenger RNA, 2146 nt
Organism: Zingiber officinale
Lineage: Eukaryota; Viridiplantae; Streptophyta; Magnoliopsida; Zingiberales; Zingiberaceae
Product: pentatricopeptide repeat-containing protein At5g66520-like
Exons: 1
Coding region: 137-2086 (649 amino acids)
Biological process (GO): RNA modification
Molecular function (GO): protein binding; RNA binding; zinc ion binding
Source: RefSeq, a predicted model, not a curated record